Messenger RNA from Stylophora pistillata, 1796 nucleotides. Its product is annotated as 15-hydroxyprostaglandin dehydrogenase [NAD(+)]. Gene Ontology annotation, cellular component: cytoplasm. Gene Ontology annotation, molecular function: oxidoreductase activity, acting on the CH-OH group of donors, NAD or NADP as acceptor. The record is from RefSeq and is a predicted model, not a curated record. Lineage: Eukaryota; Metazoa; Cnidaria; Anthozoa; Scleractinia; Pocilloporidae.
GUGUCAACAAGAGCGUUCUACCUGAAAUUAGAAUUACAGACAUUUUAGAUUCACUUAAGUGAGUUUAAUGGUUUGGUUCUUUCCGUGCGUUUAGAGGUGAAUUAAUCAUGAAGAUAGAGGGUGCCGUGGCCUUAGUUACCGGCGGUGCUUCAGGAAUUGGAAAGGCAAUCUGCGAGAAACUUUUACAAGGGGGAGCGAAGGUUCAGUUCCUUGACAUCAACAAAACAACCGGUGAAGAAACACUGAAGAGUUUGAACAACCAACACGCUAACGGACGUGCCAAAUUUAUAUGCUGUGACGUCACUUCUCAAGAUCAGUUAGAAGCUGCAUUUAGAGCCACAGUGAAGGAACACGGCAGACUUGAUAUAUUGGUCAAUAACGCAGGAGUACUUGACGAACAGGAUUGGGAGAAAACCCUCAACGUGAAUCUGCAUGCUGUCAUUCGAAGUACCUUUCUUGGAAUUGAGCUCAUGAAGAAUGGCGUUAUCAUAAAUAUGUCGUCAACUGGAGGGAUCCAUCCAGUUUCCUUUGCACCGACUUACUGUGCUUCAAAGUUUGGUGUCAUGGGAUUUUCAAGAAGUGUCGCUCCAACAGCCGUAAGAAAAAAAGGCAUACGGGUGAACUGUGUAUGUCCAGGAAGUACAGACACGGAUAUUUACAAGUCAGUGGUGAACUUGGAGCUGACUAGGGAGCAACAAGAACUCCUGGUUAACACGCAUAAACAGAAACCAGAGGCUGUAGCGCAAUGCAUAGUUGAUUUGAUCAAAGAUGAGUCGACUGAAGCUGGGCAAGUGGUAAAAGUAACUUACGAAGAUGGUGUGGAAUAUCUCAACUUCAAUGACGUACGUAGAAUGUCCAACCUCGUUCCCAGGGCAAGGAAACCUUUUGACAAGCGCUCACAAGUGCACAAAUCCAUGCCCGGGUGGCCUCGUCCCUAUGCACUCGUUUUAGUCUUCACUCGGCCGCCGCCAUUAUUGCAAAGAAUGAAGAUCUCGGGCUGUGUAGCUUUUGUGACUGGUGGAGCUUCAGGAAUAGGGCGAGGAAUUUGCGAAACUUUGCUGCAGUGUGAUGCUAAGGUUGCAAUAGUUGACAUAAGCAAUGAAAGAGGCAGAGAGGCAGUGAUAACUUUGGGUGAGAAGUAUGGAACUGGAUCCAUAACUUUCAUCAGAUGUGAUGUUUCUGUUGAGAACAGUUUGAAAGCUGCCAUGACUGUUCAAGACAGGAUUUCUUCAUAUAAUGUCAAUACAGUGCAAACUCGAUUUGACGAAGUGCCAAGGGAUUGGGGAAAUUGGUUGGUUAUAUCAAGGGUUCAUCAUAUCGAGGGGGGAGUCAUCCAUGGAACUCUUCUUGCCAUUGAUAAUAUGAAAAGUGGUUCAGUUAUCAUUAACACGUCAUCCACUGCAGGCCUAGCACCAUGGAAACUUGCUCCGGUAUAUUGUGCCACAAAACACGGAGUUAUUGCUUUCACUCGAAGUAUUGCAAAAGCAGCCAUCAGAGAUAAAGGAAUCCGAGUUAACUGCAUAUGUCCAGGAAGAACAGACACAGAAAUGGACUUUCCAAGACACAGAUUAACAAAGGAGGAAAUCGAAGCUCAGGAUAGCCUUCCUAAACAACCAGUUGCGGAUGUGGCAAAGGGGGUUGUAGAAUUGAUCGAGGACGACUCCAAAAUUGGCGAGGUCCUAGUCAUUUGUGUUACAGAUGGAACAAAAUACAAACAAUUUCUGGAUGAGCUAUAUCUGUGAUAUCUAUGGAACAUUAACUCACUGACUCCGAAGAGUUCCUCGCAUCUAUUUCCU